AUGGCUAGACUUCUUCUUCUUCUUAUUCCUCUCUUCUCAGCUUUUGUUCUCGCCGCCACCAUUACAGAACCCGAAGGUUACUCAACAACAGUGAAGGCACCAUAUCAAGAACAUAAGCCGAAGAAGCUAACACACAUCCACUUCUACUUCCACGAUAUUGUCUCCGGAGACAACCCCACCGCCGUUCCAGUCGCUAGGGGUCCCACCACAAACUCCUCCGCAACCGGUUUCGGUACAGUUUCAGUCGUUGAUGACCUAUUGACGGUGGGGCCCGAUAUAACCUCGCAGGAAGUUGGGAGGCCCCAAGGGAUGUACACAUCGACCGACAAAAAACAAGUUGGUCUGCUUAUGACUUUUAACUUGGUGUUCACAAAGGGCAAGUUUGCUGGUAGCACCGUCUCGUUGUAUGGCUGGAAUUCGGCAACUUUGAAGGUUAAAGAGAUGCCGAUCAUCGGUGGCACGGGAGCUUUUAGGUUGGCAAGAGGAUAUGCACAAGCCAAGACUUUUGUCUUCAAUGCUACAAGUGGAGAUGCUGUUGUUGAAUAUAAUGUCUAUAUUUGGCAUUGA
This is a messenger RNA of Microthlaspi erraticum, 567 nucleotides long. NCBI's taxonomy places the organism in Eukaryota, Viridiplantae, Streptophyta, Magnoliopsida, Brassicales, Brassicaceae. The record is from the annotation of a GenBank genome assembly.